AUGGAAGUAAUCGGUUCCAACUUGCGGACCUCCGAUCCGAAUUUUCGGGACAACCAGUCCCGCAUGGAGACCCUGGUACGGGACCUGAAAGAGCGGCUGGCUCGGGUACGGGCCGGUGGCGGAGAGCGGGCGGUGGAGUUGCACCGCAGCCGGGGCAAGCUGCUGGUCAGGGAGAGGAUUGAGAGGCUGGUGGACGCCAACACUCCUUUCCUUGAGCUGAGCCCCCUGGCCGCCUGGGACAUGUAUGACGGCGAGGAAGCUUCCGCCGGAAUAGUGACCGGCGUCGGCGUGGUCCACGGGAAAGAGGUGGUGAUCGUGGCCAACGACGCCACCGUCAAGGGUGGCACCUACUACCCGAUUACCGUUAAGAAGCACCUGCGCGCCCAGGAAAUAGCCCAGGAAAACCACCUGCCUUGCAUUUACCUGGUGGACUCCGGUGGCGCCUAUCUGCCUCUGCAGGCGGAGGUAUUCCCUGACCGCGACCACUUCGGGCGCAUCUUCUACAACCAGGCCCAAAUGUCAGCCUUGGGCAUUCCCCAGGUGGCGGUGGUCAUGGGUUCGUGCACCGCUGGAGGCGCGUACAUUCCGGCCAUGAGCGACGAGGUGGUGAUGGUGCGUCAGCAGGGCACUAUCUUCCUCGGCGGGCCGCCGCUGGUACGGGCGGCCACCGGUGAGGAAGUGGACCCGGAAACCCUGGGCGGCGCCGACGUGCAUACCCGGGUAUCCGGCGUGGCCGACCAUCAGGCCGCGGACGACGAGGAUGCCCUGGCCAUCACCCGGGACAUUGUCGAGAACUUCGUGCGGCGGCGUGAUCUCCCCUUCCAGGUCUCCAGUCCGGAACCGCCGUCCAGCGACCCUGCGGAGCUUUAUGGGAUAGUGUCCCCCGACAACCGGCGUCAAUACGACGUCCGUGAGGUAAUUGCCCGCAUCGUGGAUGGAAGCCGGUUCCACGAGUUCAAGGCCGGUUACGGGGAAACGCUGGUCUGCGGCUUUUCCCGCAUCUGGGGGUAUCCGGUGGGAGUGGUCGCCAAUAACGGGGUCCUGUUUUCCGAAAGCGCGCUGAAGGCCACCCAUUUCAUAGAGUUGUGCAGCCAGCGGGGCAUUCCCCUGCUUUUCCUGCAGAACAUCACCGGCUUCAUGGUGGGUAAACAGUACGAGGCCGGGGGUAUUGCCAAGGACGGCGCCAAAAUGGUCAUGGCCGUUUCCAACGCCGCUGUCCCCAAAUUCACCGUAAUCAUCGGCAGUUCCUUCGGGGCGGGAAAUUACGGUAUGUGCGGGCGGGCUUACCAGCCCCGCUUCCUGUGGGCUUGGCCCAACGCCCGCAUUUCGGUGAUGGGCGGGCAGCAGGCGGCGGAGGUGCUGCUAUCGGUAAGGCUGCAACAACUGGAGCGGCAGGGCCGGACGAUGGAGCAGGAGGAGCGGGACGCCCUGCAACGGCCCAUCCUGGAAAAGUACGAAACAGAGAGCGAUCCCUACUACAGUACCGCCCGCCUGUGGGACGACGGAAUAAUUGACCCGGUGGACACGCGGACCGUGGUAGCCCUGGGAAUCGCCGCCUCCCUGAACGCCCCCUUCCCUGAACAAAAGCGGGGUGUGUUCCGAUUCUGA
This is a messenger RNA of Geodia barretti, 1608 nucleotides long. The record is from the annotation of a GenBank genome assembly. NCBI's taxonomy places the organism in Eukaryota, Metazoa, Porifera, Demospongiae, Tetractinellida, Geodiidae.